UAUCCUUCUGUCAAUCAUUUUGAUAUGAAAUGCACGAUAGAUCAGAAAAGGUAUAACACAUAACAGUCAUUAAAACAAUGCAACUGUCACAAAGAAACGCUGAUACCAGACAGACUAACAACGGAAUUAAAAAAAGAUGCCACUGAAAUCUGCAGGAAGAAUGGCAUACAAAUUUUUUGAUGGUUGUAUGUUAGGCGUGGAUUCUACAGACCUACAUUCGAUAAGAGAAGCAUGCAGAGAUAAGAUCAUUGAAGAGUAUUCUGAAAUAUUAUCUUUAUUUGAACACAUGGGCAUGGAUAAUUUAUGCCGUGCAUUUCAAAUUGAAGACGGAGAAAUUAGGAGUCAUAAUUACGGCAUGACGCAAGCAGAUCGCCUCUUGUCAAUGAUAGUUAUUCGUGAGGGAGAUGAAUGUCUCAGUUAUCUACAAAAACUACCUCCUAAAGAGCAAAAUAUACUUAAAAGAAUUCUGAGGAAACCAGGAAAAGAAGUUCCAGGCGUUUUUCGAGAGAAGUACAGUAAUGUAACUUUCGAUGUCAUACGAAAUUUUCGGCAAUACCUUGAGAGGGAGGUAGAAAUUUGCAAAGUUAUCAUAUCUCUUCUCGAGUACAAUGUCAUUUCCAUAUCCGAAUAUACAGAAAUCAGAAAUAAGGAUACAAGGGCUAAACAACGGAAACAGUUAAUAGCUUUCAUAUUAAACAAGGAAGAUUUAAACCAGAUAAUCAGAUUUUUAUUCGUUUUACACGAAUUUGGAAGAGAGGAUAUUUUAAAUAUCUUACUGACACGCAACACACACGAUGUAGUAGAAGAUCUCCAAGUAAGACUCAGUGGUACAACUGUUCUUGUACGUAUCCCAAGUUUUCCAACUAUGCAACCAACCGUGCAUGACAUCGCAGCAGCUGCUGGAGAACAUCUUGGACGCAUACUUGUUGAUCAAUGGGAAGGUUCUAUAGUUUUGAGAUUAUACUCAGAAACAGAAAACCUAUCAUCCCUUACGGUUCAUCUAAACGAAGAUAAACUAAAAAGAUUUCUUCAGAAAAUGUACAUGUGUGUUGAGCUACUACCCAAUGAGUGGAAACGUUUAGUAGUUGAAAUGCAAUUUAUCCCAAAUGAUAAGUUUAUAGAAGAUCGCAUGUCGAUCAGUUAUUCCGGUACGCAACUCCAUGAUAACACCGAGAGGAACCAGCCUUGUUCCCGAUGCCUCCAAGAAACUGUUCGCCAAAAUGUGCAAACAAUUGUUGAUGAGCUAGAGUCUGACAUAAUAACAGAAACCUUCAACAACUUUGGCAAUGCUUCAAAAUUUGUGAAAGAUAUGUGUCUCAGUGUAAAAUUUACACCUUCGAGACAAGAACGUGCACUUAGAUUUCUUAAUUUUGCUCUUCAUGAAGAAAAAUGUUUACGAGAAUUCUUCAACGUGUUAAGACGGAGAUCAAAUGUAAACCUGAUUCAAGCUCAGUGUUUGAGAUGUUCAACAACAGAAGCAACUCAUGCUGUAGAGAAUAUGGAACCUUACAACCAAAAACAUGCGAUGUGUUUUUACCUUAUAAGAGAAGAAGGCAAAAAUGUUGUGCGAGGUGAUAAAGAGUGUCUGGGACCAACAGCUGGUUUUUCUAUUAGAGAUAUUCACAGAAGACAGGAGUAUUGGGGUACAACUAGUCAUCAUAUGCAAUUACAUGGGGAUAGAAGUUUCGAGCAGCAGGAAACAGCAUCAACAUGGGAGGAACAAACUGGAACGGUUUUUUAUCCAAGAGAAAGUUCGACGCCGGAAUUUGGCAGUAGAAGGUACCGUCAAUCGAGAGAAUUUGAAAGCAAUCCACAUAUAUCGUACAAAUUAAAAAAGUCAAAAAGAAGAAAGGACAGACGACGGACACAAUAAAAUUUUCUUCAUAACUUUAAAAUCAACCAAGACUUGCGUUAAAAUGCAGUGGUUUGAUUUCAUCAUAUAUGAAAGUAUAGUGUAUUACACAGAAAAGUUUAUUUAAACCGUCACUGAAUGUGGACAAAAUCAAGCAUAGCAUCAACAAGAAAAAUAUACAUGUAUUUGGAUUUUAAAUCUUGAAUGAUUAUUUUGCUCUUAGGAAAAAAAUAUAUGUUUGCUUCUUUCUUGAGUCUUUUGAUAGUUUUUUUUUUAAAAAGGGGAUGGUUCUUAUAUGGCUGUUAAUUAGGGCCCAUAACAAAAUUAGUAAAAGGAAAUAGUAGGUAUACGUAAAUGAGAUAGCAACCAAACGACACAGGCGCAAAUGAACCCGAUCAUAAAAUAAAGUUGCCAAUGCAUAUAUCAUUAUAAAAGUUCUUUCAUCAGCAAAUUUCGGCAUAUUUCAAAACAUUACGCUCAGAAAAAAGACAACAACUGACGAUGUUCUGGAAAAAAGGACAGGCACAUGAAUGUGUCGGGGUGAACCGAAAAGUUUUAGAUACCAUCCCUUUCUCUGUUUGUCUCAUCGCUAAAUUAGUAAAAAAUAUAUAAAAUUAAAAGAUCCAAAGGGAUAAAAGAAUUCGCCAAAUUUACAAAAAAGUCACACAGACAAAAUUAAACAGCAACAAUCGACCCCGCCGAUAAAACAGACGCGCCCAACUGCACAAACAAGGACAAUAUACGGAUAGCACAUGGCUUAGAUAGCCUGGCCGUUUACAGUCAUAUACUUUUGUGGGGUUAAAUUAGUUUGAAAUGUGCAUAAACGUCUCCCUUUGUCUAUCUGGACCACAUGUCAUAACAUUAAAAAAUACUUAACGUUACAGCAGCAAUUAGUAUAACCGAAACUUUGAACACGUCUCACGCCUGUAUCCCUUGCCGUUGAAAGAUUUAAGAAAAUUUUGGGGUUAAAUUCAGUAUUUUAGUGGAAGUGUCAAAGCCAGUACCUUCACAAACCAGUAACAAAUGAGACUGAACGAUUCUUAACAUUUUAGUGACAAGUACACCUUUUUAUUUUAUUUCAAAAAUUUAUAUAAAACAGACUUCUCGUAUUGAGUGGAGUAAAUGAGUCCAUCAGAAUACGAAUUUGACACAUUUCAUCGACCACCUUUCAAUUCAUUUAUAUAGCUUUGUACGAUAUUAUGCACCGAUUGAUAUGAUGCCAAUUCAGUUCUUAAAAAAAGAGUACAUUAAAUGCAAGACUUUGCCAUUUAAUAGGAUAAUAAGAAUAAAUAUCGUGUAAAUAUCAAAUAAUCAUGUAUAAUAUACUGGUCACAGGUUUUGGUAUUAUCAAGGCAUAUGCAUGCAAAUUAUUUAUACAUUACACAUAACUCUGAAAAUGCACGCGUUUAAGCAAACCAUAAGCAUGCAUAAAAGGCAUUACUGUAAACGAUAGAGGAUAUCACAAGGCAAACUAUAGUCAUGAGUACUCGAGUGUUUCCUGCAAUUAAAUACGUAUUUAAAACAAAGAAGAAGACAAGAUUAGUUUAGCAUGUUUAGCAAACACAGGCGUGUACAGGAGAUAGACAAGUGCCUGACCUUUUUAAUCAGCUCAAGUUUUUGCAUUGUAUUGGUAUGGUCAUAUUGUAAUCUUAAUAAAAUGUUAUUUCCCUCGUAGAUCUGUAUGAUUUAGCGGAUUGAUUGAUUGGUAUUGCUUGAUUAAAGUCUAGGUACAAAUGUUUAAUGCAUAACGUGACCAAAUAACAUGUUGUACAAAACGUAUAAAAUGAAGUCAUGUUGGAUAGGAGCAGAAAUUGUCUU
Molecule: messenger RNA, 3670 nt
Organism: Mytilus californianus (California mussel)
Lineage: Eukaryota; Metazoa; Mollusca; Bivalvia; Mytilida; Mytilidae
Exons: 12
Coding region: 137-1873 (578 amino acids)
Biological process (GO): regulation of apoptotic process
Source: RefSeq, a predicted model, not a curated record